AUGGCCGCAAUUAUUCUCUACGCACUAUGGUCACAAUGGCUCAUUCCCGCAGUGACAACAGUAAUACACGACACGAGCUUCGUCCCAGAUUACAUUCUGCGAGUCACAACCGGCAACAUUUCAGUAGCCUGCGAGACGAGAUUCUCGGCGAUCGUGAAUGGGAUGUUUCCCGGACCAGAGCUCCGGAUCAAGCCAGGCAAAGCAACGUGGAUCAGAGUCCACAAUGGCAUGACAGAUAGCAAUUUAACCAUGCACUGGCAUGGUCUAUCCCAGCGUAUGGCGGAGUUUUCAGACGGCAGCCCACAAGGAUCCCAAUGGCCAAUCCCACCUGGGCAUUUCUUCGACUAUGAACUGCAGACACACCUGAACGACUCGGGUACUUAUUUCUACCACUCCCAUGUCGGCAUGCAGGCGAUUACUGUCACCGGGCCACUAAUUGUCGAGGACUGUGGGAGGCCGCCUUACAAGUAUGACGAGGAGCGCACACUGCAUUGGAGUGACUACUUCCCCCAGAAGGAUGAAGAGUUCCAGGCUGGCUUGGAAGCAGUGCCAUUUGACUGGGGAGGCGAGACCCACGCCGUCUUACUUAAUGGCAAGGGUAUCGGUGUUGGUCAUGCCGCCUCUACAGGGACUUGUGGCGCACUGCCCGUUAUCGAAGUUGACCCUGGCAAAACUUACCGCUUUCGCUUCAUCGGAUCGACAGGGUUGUCACUUGUCAGCAUGUCAUUUGAAGGGCACGACAACCUCACCAUUAUCCAGGUCGACGGUAGCGAGUGGACACAACCGGUCUCAGUUAAUCGCAUACAGCUAGGAUCCGGCCAACGCUUCGAUGCACUCUUCGUAGCCAAGACAGCGGACGAGUUGCACGCCGAAGGAAAAACCACAUAUUUCCUCCAGUUUGAGACUCGCGACCGACCAGCAAUCUAUCGCGGCUAUGCAGUACUCCGCUAUUCAAAGCGGGCUCCAUUGCCUAGUCCUCCAGUGGAAGCAGUGCUUAGCCUUCCAAACGCCACCUAUGACUGGCUUGAGUACAAGCUGCAGCCCUUAUAUCCAGAGCAUAUAGGCCAUCCCACCCUCGCAGAGGUUACCCGCCGUGUGACUAUUGAUGCAGUCCAGAUGAUCAACCCCACCACCAAUCAGAUCAUAUGGCGGCUGGCGAAUCAGUCCUGGACAGAGCGUACAGUACAAAAGCCUUUGCUGGUGGAUAUCUACCAGCGCGGCGAGACUGCUGUCCCUGAUUACGACUCUGCGAUGGGUAACCAUGGCUGGGAUCCCAACACUCGAGCAUUUCCGGCAAAGGUGGGCGAGGUGCUUGAGAUUGUCUUUCAGAAUACCGGGUCGUUGGUGAACAGCGGAGGUGCCCUAGACGUGCAUCCGCUCCAUGCUCAUGGCCAACACUUCUACGAUAUUGGUAGCGGGAGUGGUUCUUACAACGCUGAGGCAAACGAAGAGAAACUUGUCCAUAUGGGAUACAAGGCUUUGAGAAGAGACACAACAAUGCUAUAUCGGUAUUCAACGGUCACAGACGCAGGAGCUGCAGCUGGUUGGCGGGCGUGGCGGAUCCGGGUGGACGAGCCGGGGGUGUGGUUGAUCCACUGCCAUACAUUGGAGCAUAUGAUCAUGGGUAUGCAGACAGCCUGGGUUGUUGGUACCGCAGCAGAUAUUCAGAAAAUUCCUCUCGAUCAUAGUCGAGGGUAUCUAGAUUAUGGGGGCGACGCCUAUGGCCCAUAG
Messenger RNA from Pseudogymnoascus verrucosus, 1731 nucleotides. RefSeq lists its product as uncharacterized. NCBI's taxonomy places the organism in Eukaryota, Fungi, Ascomycota, Leotiomycetes, Thelebolales, Thelebolaceae. The transcript has 4 exons. The coding region runs from base 1 to 1731 and encodes 576 amino acids. The record is from RefSeq and is a predicted model, not a curated record. Gene Ontology annotation, molecular function: oxidoreductase activity; copper ion binding.